Messenger RNA from Fusarium proliferatum ET1, 981 nucleotides. RefSeq lists its product as uncharacterized. Lineage: Eukaryota; Fungi; Ascomycota; Sordariomycetes; Hypocreales; Nectriaceae. The record is from RefSeq and is a predicted model, not a curated record. Bases 1 to 981 code for a protein of 326 amino acids. The transcript is spliced from 4 exons.
AUGCUCAGAGAAAACGAAGAAGUCAUUGCUCAUCUGGGCCAUGAGCCUCCUAUCUCUGUUCAAAAGGCGCAUCAGCUUUGUCAAUUUCACCAGAUUAUGUUAAACAGGAACCUCGAAAGGAAUGGCCUCGAGCGCGGCUGUGAUACCGCAGGUUUCCCAAUUGAAAACAGGUUCAGGCUGGUAUGGCAUAAAGAUGAAUGGGAGAAAGUACUCAGACUCUUUAGAGGGUCGGUUUUUAGCCUGAGAGACCUUUGUGCCGAUAUCAGGAUGCAUACACAGUUACGAAACAUGACAGCGGCUAUGUCUCGACUAGACCAGGAAUUUGCAGGUGCUCCCUCGGCAAAGGAUUUAGUUGACCUUCAAGGAGACGACUUUUUUGUUAUUGCAUACAUACAAGCACACAAUCUGUCAGAUUAUCCACAUCUUCCCCGCCACCGCAGAGCUGUACCAGCAACUCUGAAGCUAGAUACUGGCGCAAGUAUUGACCAUGUUUCUGAAAGCUUUUUAUUGGAUGUACUGAGCCUAAAGAAACAAUGCUUUCUUCCUAUCCCAGAACAUGAACAGGAACCAGUUACAGGGUUUGAUGGGACUCAGUUUACACCAAGGUAUCGUAUAGAGCUUCAGUGGUCACGAGAGCUGAACAAGGGGAUGAGGAGUCAUAUGUUCUUAGUUGUCCCAAAUUGUCCUUGCGACGUGGUUUUGGGAGCACGAAAUUUCCUUCAGCAAGCUACUGGCCUUACCAGAAGAAUCCAAAUUGCUGCAGGCAGACGAUUAAAUGAGUCAGAACAACAGCGUCGGGAUGAAGUCAUUAAUGCAGAGCGGGAAAGAGAGCGUGCCAGGUUUGAAGCAGCAAAGGCAAAGCGUGCACAGAGAUCAUGGACUAGGCGAUCAUCGACAUCUCGUGAGGAGGAUUUAGAGAUGCAACCGCAGGGUGGGCCAAGCUCGGCUUCUGCAGAGGGAAAUCUUGUAGAUACUUCUUAG